AUGUCCUCAAACGGCCUGUUUUCCAGCAGGGAGAACGACCAAAAUACAAUGAUUGAAUGCACGAUUACAAGGAAACGGGAAACGUCGUCGUUGAGUCGCGAGGAGCGGCGUCGGCGGCGCCGCGCAACCCAGAAAUACCGGAUGGCUCACGCGACGCGCGAACGCAUCCGCGUCGAGGCGUUCAACGUCGCGUUUACUGAGCUGCGCAAACUGCUGCCCACGCUGCCACCCGACAAGAAACUGUCCAAAAUCGAAAUCCUGCGGCUCGCCAUCUGCUACAUUGCUUAUCUGAACCACGUCCUCGAAGCUUAA
Messenger RNA from Cloeon dipterum, 312 nucleotides. RefSeq names its product helix-loop-helix protein 1-like. Lineage: Eukaryota; Metazoa; Arthropoda; Insecta; Ephemeroptera; Baetidae. Gene Ontology annotation, biological process: regulation of transcription by RNA polymerase II. Gene Ontology annotation, molecular function: RNA polymerase II cis-regulatory region sequence-specific DNA binding; DNA-binding transcription factor activity, RNA polymerase II-specific; protein dimerization activity. The transcript has 2 exons. The record is from RefSeq and is a predicted model, not a curated record. The coding region runs from base 1 to 312 and encodes 103 amino acids.